Molecule: messenger RNA, 5760 nt
Organism: Condylostylus longicornis
Lineage: Eukaryota; Metazoa; Arthropoda; Insecta; Diptera; Dolichopodidae
Gene: Nep3
Product: neprilysin-3
Exons: 12
Coding region: 607-2937 (776 amino acids)
Biological process (GO): protein processing
Cellular component (GO): plasma membrane
Molecular function (GO): metalloendopeptidase activity
Source: RefSeq, a predicted model, not a curated record
UAUACAAAAAAUGUUUCUUUUUUGUGAUAUUUGUGUGGCAGGACCCACACAUGAUGUUUUUAUGAGAAAAAAAUAAUAAAAAAAUUGUUUCUUUUCUAUUUGUUUUUUUUAUUUUUUUUUCGUUUAAGUUCUUUAGUUGAAUUAAUAAGAAAUAUUUUUAAUUGAAAAUUAAAAAAAGAAAUACAUAAUGUGUAAGGAGAUUUUGUGUGUGUGCGUGUGUGUAUAUACCGUUUCUUAGCUAAGCAUAAGCCAUCUUUUGAAAGAUAACCUAAACUUUUUAAUUUACUGCAAAAAAAAUAGGAUGGUACAAAAUGAUACAUAAAGCAUAAAAAUAACUUAAUUAAAUAAACAACAAAUAUUAGUGUUAUAAACAAAUUAAAAUAUCUGAAAACAAAACACAAAAAAACUAUGGACUUAAAAAUGUAGACUGAUUAAUUAAAAUUCAAAAAAAAAAGAAAGGUUAUUAUAAAGAGAAAUUAAAAAUUUUUAAACUAAAAAUUUUGGGGUUUUAACAAUAGAAACGCAAUUGCAAAACUUACAAUUUAAUUUUGGUUUCUGUUCUCAUUUUGUUUUCUGUUUUUGUUUUCCCUUUUUUUGUAAUUUAGAAUGCAAAUAAUGUCAGUAAAGAUGACUCGCUAUAAGCAAGCUGAUUUCGUUGAUGAAGAUACCAGUUCGAUUGGGACCAUACAAUUAAAUGAAACAUCCGGAUCUGGAAUACAAGUUAGAUAUAAAACAAGAGGAAAUUCAUUAUGGAAAUCACUUUCGAAAUUGGAAAAAAUAUUGCUAUCAACUUGUUUUACAUUAACAUUUUGUCUAUUACUUGUAAUCUUUGUACCAAGAACAAAAGAUAUUGAUAGCACAUUUUUAAACGUCCAAAAUAGAGAUCCAUGUUUAACCGAACCUUGUAUACAUGCUGCCAGUUCUAUUUUAAAUUCAAUAGACCGUAGCAUAGAUCCAUGUGAUGAUUUUUAUAGUUUUUCCUGUAAUCAAUGGAUAGCUAAAAAUCCUUUACCAGAUGGAAAAUCAAUUUGGGGUACAUUUGGAAAGUUAGAGCAACAAAAUCAAAUAGUUAUUAAAAAUUAUUUAGAGAAACCAGAUCAAUAUUUUACAUCAGAAGCUGAGAAAAAAGCAAAAUUUUAUUAUGAAUCAUGUAUGGAUGAAGAUGGUAUUGUUGAGAAAUUGGGUGCUGAACCAAUGAAAAAAUUCAUUAAAAAUUUUGGAGGUUGGAAUAUAACAGAUAGUGAUUAUGAUAUAUCAAGUUGGACUUUAGAAGAGCAUUUAAAAAUACAAAAUAGAUAUAAUAUGAAUGGAUUUUUUACAUGGGGUGUGGCUGAAGACGAUAAAAAUUCUAGUAGAAAUAUAAUAAGUAUUGAUCAAGGUGGUUUAAAUUUACCUACGCGUGAUCAUUAUCUUAAUAAAACCGGGCAUGAAAAAGUUUUAAAAGCCUAUUUAGAUUAUAUGACAAAAGUAGCUGUAUUAUUAGGAGCUAAUGAAAAUGAAGCUAAGCGUCAAAUGCAAGAAAUAAUUGAUUUUGAAACAGAAAUAGCACAAAUUACAGCUCCGUUAGAUGAACGUAGAAAUGAUGAAAAACUUUAUAAUGCUAUGACAUUAAGAGAAUUACAAAUAAAAGCUGGAUUCAUUGAUUGGGUUGAUCAUUUUUCGGAUGCAUUCAGUAUAGUCAAUCGUACCAUAACAAAUGAUGAACCUGUUGUUGUUUAUGCACCAGAAUUUUUUCAAAAUUUGUCAACUUUAAUAAUAAUGUAUAAAAAAACUUCAGAAAAAAGGACGAUAUUAGCAAAUUACUUGGUAUGGCAAGCUGUUAGAUCAUUAACAUCAUGUUUAUCAAAACCAUUUCGUGAAGCAUAUAAAGGUUUACGUAAAGCAUUAGUUGGAUCAGAAGGAUCUGAAGAACCAUGGCGCUAUUGUGUUUCAGAUACACAUAAUGUAUUAGGUUUUGCAAUUGGUGCAAUGUUUGUACGUGGUGUUUUUCACGGUGAAUCAAAACCAGCUGCUGAACUUAUGAUUAAUCAAAUACGUGAGGCCUUUAUAAAAAAUUUGAAAACAUUAGAUUGGAUGGAUAAAAAUACAUCAAAACUAGCUGAAGAGAAAGCAAAUGCUAUAACAGAUAUGAUAGGUUUUCCAGAUUAUAUAUUAAAUAAAACAAAAUUGGAUGAAAGAUAUUUUGAUUUAAAAAUAAAUAAAACAGAAUAUUUUGAUAAUAAUAUUAGAGUAAAUAUAUAUAAUUUAAAAAAAAAUUUAGAAAAAUUAAAUGAACCAGUUAAUAAAACAACAUGGGGUAUGACACCACCAACAGUAAAUGCAUACUAUGCACCAACAAAAAAUCAAAUUGUAUUUCCAGCUGGCAUAUUACAAUUACCAUUUUAUGAUUUAAAUUAUCCGCGUAGUUUAAAUUUUGGUGGUAUGGGUGUUGUUAUGGGUCAUGAAUUAACUCAUUCAUUAGAUGAUCAAGGUAGAGAAUAUGAUAAAUUUGGUAAUCUAAAAAGAUGGUGGGAAAAUAAAAGUAUAGAUGAUUUUAAUAAUAAAACAAAAUGUUUUAUAGAACAAUAUGAAAAAUAUCAAAUAAAUGGAAAAAAAUUAAAUGGCAAAAGAACAUUAGGUGAAAAUAUAGCAGAUAAUGGUGGUUUGAAAGCGGCAUAUCAUGCUUUUCUAAAUUCAAAAAGUGAUAAUGAAGCUGAUAUUUUACCAUUACCUGGUCUAAAUAUGACACAUAAACAAUUAUUUUUUAUAGCUUUUGCUCAGGUUUGGUGUACAACAUUAACAAGUGAAGCUGCAACAUUACAAGUUGAAAAAGAUAAUCAUACACCACCAAAAUAUCGUGUUAUAGGAACUUUAUCAAAUUUUGAUGAAUUUUCGCGGGAAUUCAAUUGUAAACUUGGAACGAAUAUGAAUCCACAAAAGAAAUGUGAGGUCUGGUAAUAUGUAUGUAUAUAUAUAAUAUAUAUACAUAUAUAUAUAUAUAUAUAUAUGUUUAUAUAAACAUAAAUAUAAAUAUACUUAUUUAAUGUAGAUACAUGUAAAGUACGUAAUUUUAGAAAUAUAAUUAAAAAAAAAAGAAAAAAUUUUAGAAAUAAAACCUAAACAUUCACAACCAUACAUAUAUGAAAAUAAUUUAGUAGAGUAUUUAAAAUGAAAAUAUUGUCAUUAUUAUUUUUUCAACAAGCAAUAAUUUUUCUAUUACUCUAAAAUGCAGAUCUAACAUGAAUUUUGUUUAUUCAGCAGAUAAAAUUAUAUAUUGUUGAAUAAGUUAAAUUGAUUUCAGAAAGCAUUUUUAUGUAGACGCGUUGCUAUUUUUUAAAUUCCAAGCCGAAAAACAAUAAAAAUAGAUUAAGUUUAGCAAUAAAACUUUUCCUACAAUGAAAACUUACAAAAUUUUAGCUGAAAUAUCGCCAAAACAUAAAAUAUUUCAUAAUAAGUUGUUUGAAUUUGGUUGUUUAUUAGAGUAUCUCUUAUAAAAUAGCGAAAGAGUAUUUCAAAUCAAAACCAUAAAAAUUUACAAAAAGUGGGUAAGGAAAAAGAUUUUAAAUGCCUUUUUUAUAUUUUAUGUACCGCAUUGCAUUUAUUAAGGGAGGUCUUUUUUUCGUAUCCAAAAUUCAAAUUUCAAUUGAAAAUUUCAAUGAAAUUCAGAAUCUUUGUAUUAAAGAAAUAUACACAAGAAUUGUCGUUAACAAAAUUUCUAAUUUACAUGAGAUUUCUUUCAUAAAAUUAACGAAACUUCAGGGCAUUUUAUUUUAUUAGUGUGUUCCCAGGUACGCCUUUUGUACUUUUGAAUAAACUCAAGAUUAAGAUAUUUCCUUAAAGGAAACAUUUCCGACCUCAUAUAGCAUAUAUAACGUAUUUUUGUUCAGAAUUAAAUUCUAAGUCUAACUAGAUCAUGCCUAACCGUCCGCUCGUCUGUGUGUCCGGUUAAAUUCGUAUAUUGCUGAAAUACUCAUUUGGGAAUGCACGCAAGAGUUUUACAGGUUGCAGAUUGGUAUUGAAAAUAAACAAAAGUACCCACUGAGCAGAGCUCUGGUACUUUCUGCACAAAUUUCGUGUAGGGGUUUCAAAAACAAAUUCACCAAAUAUAAAGCCAUACCGUACAUCAUUGAAAAACUUCUACGUCAUACCUGACUUAGAAAUCAUAGGAUAAUAUGGCCAUACCUGACAUUUUUAUUAUAAUCACUGCGAAACGUGAUGAAUUCUACAAUUUUGAUACUAUGAAGUAGAAAGUUUUGCACACAAACUUCGUAAUAUUUUUUAAAAGUUAUGAAAAAUUUUAGUAGAAGCUCAAUGUAGUGCAGAAUUUUUUGUGCAGAAAAAUCAAGAGAAUAAAUCAGUUGUUUAUUUAUAAAUCAGAAUUUAUUUUCCUUAAACAUUCAGAUAAUUAUCUUCGAAUCAUAGGUCUCUCUGAAACAUAUUUUCUAUUUUAUCAAACAAAAAUCAAAUUACAUACCUUAGAAUAGAAAUCGCAAUAAUACUAUUUUAUCACAGAAAUUUCACUUAAAAGAUACUCACAGCUUUCUAUUUAAAUAUACACAGCCUGAAAUUCAUAGAAACAAUAAAUAAUACAAGUAUGGGUAUUAAAAACUAACUGUAAGUGAUUUCGAUGGUAUAAAUUAUAUAGUAAUUAUUUAUUAAAUUUAUGACUUCAUAAAUUUAAUAAAUAAUUACUAUAUAAUUAAUAUGCUAACUUUAAUAUUGUAGUUAUUGGGUUGCAAUUAUAAAAUAAUACGAUAUACAGUAAGUAAGCUGAAUUGUAUAAUAAUGCUAUACCACUACAAUUUAGGAUAUGUUACGUUGAAUAUUAAAAAUAUUACAGAAAUACGGUUUCGUACGAUGCGCCAUUACCAUCAGAAAGAUGUCAGGGAAAAUCUAACAAAAUCGUUCGUACGAAACCAUAUUUUUGUAUUAUUUUAAAGAACCGUUUUCAACUAUAGUUUUCCUGUUUAUUUAAACAAUUAUAGUGAUAAAUUUAAUAAUUAAUUGAAAAAAAAAAUUAUCAUUAAAAUAUUUUUAUUUAAAGAAAAUCAAAAUAUAACUUUAUAUCUAGUUUGCAGUUUUAGGAUAGCUUUAAUAUCACAAUAAUAUUUUGCGGUUAUUAAUCUAAUUCAAAUUAUAAAUUGUAAUUGCUAAAUUCUAUCUAGUAACACAAUAUUAUUGAAAUUGAAAAAAGUUCUAUAUGAAUACUUUUCAAUUAACCCAAAAUAAUGGAUCUGGAUUGCAGUUUUAACCUAGCUUCAAAAUCAUAAUACCAUUUUGCGGUUACCAAUCACUUCAGCUUAUAAACUGUGAUUGCCGAAUUGUGUAUAGUAAUACAAUAUUACUAGAAUUUUAAAGUUAUAUGAAUACUUUGCCAAUUACCAAAUUUAGCCUGUAAGCUUUAAUUGCUGAAUUGUAGAUUAACUUAGUAUUAUUGCAAUUUAAAUGCUAGAAUAAAUAAAUAUUAAAUCAAAUUGAAAUAUUUAGAAACGAAUUUUUCAAAAAAUAAAAUUAUGUUUUCAUAACUUUUAUUUUUAUAACUUUUCUCACAUGUACUUUAAUUAUAUAGCAUUAUAAAUAAUAAUUAAAUGUUUUAGUAUUUGUGUAUUGUUAUUGUAUAGAAAAACAGAAACUCAAAAAAAAAAAAAAACAGAGAUAAAAAGAGAUAGGAAGUCAAAAUAUAUAUUUAUAUUUCCCUAUAUGUAUAUAUCAAAAGAAAAAUAUUUUAUAUAUAUAUAUAUAUGUAUAUAUAAGGAAAACUCCCCAACUAAAUUCGAAAUU